Trematomus bernacchii (emerald rockcod) is the source of this 2769-nucleotide messenger RNA. RefSeq names its product DEAH (Asp-Glu-Ala-His) box helicase 15 (gene dhx15). Gene Ontology annotation, cellular component: intracellular anatomical structure; spliceosomal complex. Bases 164 to 2347 code for a protein of 727 amino acids. The record is from RefSeq and is a predicted model, not a curated record. Gene Ontology annotation, molecular function: RNA helicase activity; ATP binding; RNA binding. NCBI's taxonomy places the organism in Eukaryota, Metazoa, Chordata, Actinopteri, Perciformes, Nototheniidae. The transcript has 14 exons.
CGGGCUCAGCAUCAUCACACCGAUAGUCAGCAUCUCCUAAAUGCAGCAUCAGAUCUGCAGGACUGCAAUAGUUCCUGGACAUAAUGUGCAUGUCUCAGUAAAGCCUGGACCUUUCUCAGUUAAAAGCACUGAGUUAUACUAAUUUUGCACAAGGACAAUAAAAAUGAGGCGUGACCGCGACAGAGAGCGCGAUGAUCGGCCCAGGGAUCGGGACAGAGACGUGAAGUCCUCCAGCAUGCCCCGCAGCGUGGCUUCGUCUGGCAGUGCGGGCUUCUCUAAACAGCCCUCCCUCCAGCAGCAGACCAACCCCUACACCAACCUGCCCCACACGCCUCGCUACUACGAGAUCCUGAAGAAGCGCCUGCAGCUGCCUGUGUGGGAGUACAGAGAGCGCUUCACCGACAUCCUCAUGCAGAACCAGUGCUUUGUGCUGGUCGGGGAGACAGGAUCUGGGAAAACCACACAGAUCCCUCAGUGGUGUGGGGACAUGGUGCUGGCAGUGGAGGGUCCGAAGAGAGCGGUGGCCUGCACCCAGCCUCGCAGGGUCGCCGCCAUGAGCGUCGCCCAGAGGGUCGCCGAUGAGAUGGAUGUGAUGCUGGGCCAAGAGGUGGGCUACGCCAUCCGGUUUGAGGACUGCAGCUCUGCCAAGACGGUGCUCAAGUACAUGACAGAUGGAAGGCUGCUGCGGGAGGCCAUGAACGAUCCUCUGCUCGAGCGCUACGGUGUCAUCAUCCUGGAUGAGGCUCACGAGCGCACGUUAGCCACAGAUAUCCUCAUGGGGGUCCUCAAGGAGGUCGUCCGCCAGAGGGCUGACCUCAAGGUCAUCGUCAUGAGUGCCACGCUCGACGCCGGAAAGUUCCAGGUGUACUUUGACAACUGUCCACUGCUGACCAUCCCCGGGCGCACCCACCCCGUGGAGAUCUUCUACACCCCCGAACCGGAGCGGGACUACCUGGAGGCGGCCAUCCGAACCGUGGUCCAGAUCCACAUGUGCGAGGUGGACGAAGGCGACCUGCUGCUCUUCCUCACCGGACAAGAGGAAAUUGACGAAGCCUGCAAGCGGAUCAAGAGGGAGGUGGACGACCUGGGGCCUGAAGUCGGGGACAUCAAGAUCAUCCCGCUGUACUCCACCCUGCCCCCGGCGCAGCAGCAGAGGAUCUUUGAGCCACCCCCACCCACCAAACCAAGCGGUGCCAUCGGAAGGAAGGUCGUGGUGUCCACAAACAUCGCCGAGACGUCCCUGACCAUCGACGGCGUGGUGUUUGUAAUUGAUCCUGGAUUUGCCAAGCAAAAGGUAUAUAACCCCCGUAUCAGAGUGGAGUCCCUUUUGGUGACAGCCAUCAGUAAGGCGUCGGCCCAGCAGAGGGCGGGCCGUGCCGGACGUACAUGCCCAGGAAAGUGUUUCCGCCUUUACACAGAGAAAGCUUACAAGACAGAAAUGCAGGACAACACGUAUCCAGAGAUCCUGAGGUCUAACCUGGGCUCUGUGGUGCUGCAGCUGAAGAAACUGGGGAUCGACGACCUGGUGCACUUUGACUUCAUGGACCCUCCAGCUCCAGAGACCCUGAUGCGUGCCCUGGAGCUGCUGAACUAUCUGGCGGCGCUGAAUGACGACGGUGACCUGACAGAGCUGGGCUCCAUGAUGGCCGAGUUCCCCCUGGACCCCCAGCUGGCCAAGAUGGUGAUCGCCAGCUGUGAAUACAACUGCUCCAACGAGAUCCUCUCCAUCACCGCCAUGUUGUCAGUCCCACAGUGCUUCGUCCGACCCACGGAGGCUAGAAAGAUGGCCGACGAGUCCAAGAUGCGCUUCGCCCACAUCGACGGAGACCACAUGACGCUGCUCAACGUGUACCACGCCUUCAAACAGAACAGCGACUCCAACCAGUGGUGCUACGAGAACUUCGUGAACUACCGCUCGCUGAUGUCGGCGGACAACGUGCGGCAGCAGCUGGCGCGGAUCAUGGACCGCUUCAGCCUGCCGCGGCGCAGCACCGAGUUCACCCACAGAGACUACUACACCAACAUCCGCCGCGCACUCAUCACCGGCUUCUUCAUGCAGGUGGCUCACCUGGAGCGCACCGGACACUACCUGACGGUGAAGGACAACCAGGUGGUGCAGCUGCACCCGUCCACCGUGCUGGACCACAAGCCGGAGUGGGUGCUCUACAACGAGUUCGUGCUCACCUCCAAGAACUACAUCCGCACGUGCACCGACGUCAAACCAGAGUGGCUGGUGAAAAUCGCCCCGCAGUACUAUGAGAUGAGUAACUUCCCCCAGUGUGAAGCUAAGAGACAGUUGGAGCGUCUCAUUGCCAAAGUCUCAUCCAAGGAGUACACUCAGUACUGAGAAGCUGCAUGAGCUGCCCAGCAUCCUCAGCAUCUGGACAUCAAACAUGAACUUUUCUUUCAUCAACAACUGAUUCUCUAUUUUUGGUCUCACUUAUUCGUGUUCAUGAUGAUUGAUGAACUAUGUGCUUUGAAGGCCACCUUGUGUCAGUAUUUCUGCAGGUUUGGCACUACCAGAAAUGGACUGUAUGUAAUCAGGAUUUUAGUCAUCAACCAUUUCGGUUUAAAGCAUGUACAUUCCUCCAUACUAAGUCACAGCUUCUAGGCUUGCUGGGAAGCUUUUGAAAAUAUAAUUUAUACUGUAAUUUUUAAUGUGGGCAUAAUGUAUUGUUUUUCUUGUCAUGGAAAUACUAAGAGAGGCACUCUGCUCACAUUCUCUGCUGCUGUUCAACUUAAUAAAAAUUACUUUGUAAUAAAACCUUU